This is a messenger RNA of Neomonachus schauinslandi (Hawaiian monk seal), 1793 nucleotides long. RefSeq names its product immediate early response 2 (gene IER2). The record is from RefSeq and is a predicted model, not a curated record. The coding region runs from base 125 to 796 and encodes 223 amino acids. The transcript has a single exon. Lineage: Eukaryota; Metazoa; Chordata; Mammalia; Carnivora; Phocidae.
GUGUCACGGCGUGGGUUGGCGUGAGGGGAGAAGCGUGAGCGAGCGCGUUGUCCGGAGUGCACCUGCUAGCUGUCCUGCCCAGCCUGGGAGUCCCCGCCGCCCUCGCCCCCGCCGUCGAGCCGCCAUGGAAGUGCAAAAGGAGGCGCAGCGCAUCAUGACUCUGUCCGUGUGGAAGAUGUACCAUUCGCGCAUGCAGCGCGGUGGCCUGCGGCUGCACCGGAGUCUGCAGCUAUCGCUGGUCAUGCGCAGCGCCCGAGAGCUCUACCUCUCAGCCAAGGUGGAAGCCCACGAGCCCGAGGUGCCCUUGCCCCCCGUCCGCUCCCCUGAUCCUCGCCUGCACCAGUCGCGGGAGGCGGAAGCUGUAGCCGAGGCAGCGCCCCCCGACGGUGAGCAGCCCUCCCCGGAGCCCAUGGACACGCGGGAGGCGCCGCGAGCCGAGGAGACCCCAGCCCGCUGUGCCCCGCGCCCCACAACAAAAGUCAGCCGAAAGCGGCGGAACAGCAGCCUGAGUGACGGCGGGGACGUCGGACUGGUCCCAAGCAAGAAAGCCCGUCUUGAAGAAGAGCAGGAGGAAGGAGCCUCGUCGGAGGUCCCUGAUCGCCUGCAGCCACCUCCCGCGCAAGCCGAGGGCGCCUUCCCCAACCUGGCGCGCGUCCUCCAGAGGCGCUUCUCGGGCCUCCUGAACUGCAGCCCCGCCGCCCCCCCGACGGCGCCGCCGGCGUGCGAGGCGAAGCCGGCCUGCCGCCCGGCGGACAGCAUGCUGAACGUGCUCGUGCGGGCCGUGGUGGCCUUCUGAGGGUCCCCGAGCGGCGCUACCGGAGCCCAGAGCGCGGGCCGAACCGUCGGCCGGAGUGCGCAGACCCGAGGCGAGGCCCACCCCCGGAGGAGGGCCCGCCGAAACCGUGGAGAGGAGCUGCCGCCCGGGCUGCUGAGAGGCCUGAAGAGGGACUCUGCCCCCGGGGAGCCGUCGCCGCCUCUGUGCAGCGGCCGCGCCGAGGAGCCUGAGCCGGGAGCGCGAGCGCCUUCCGCCGAGACCUGCUGCGCCCACAGGUGCUGUCUUAACGGACUGGGACGUGGACCUUUCCCUCUCCUUCUGGGACUGGGAGCAGGGAGGCUUGGUUCUUGAAACUCCUCAGGGUCGGACUUUUAUUUUUUACUGGGAGCUGUGCUGCCCUUUCAAGGUUUUUCAAUAGUUGGUGUUUGCAUUUCCAACCUCAGAGAAUUCCAGGCAGGCGCUCCCCUUCCCCCACCCGUGGCAUACUUGUGCAAGCGGUCAUCGUUGCGUCAUGGGGCAGACGUGGGAAGCUUCCUGUUGCCCUGCGUGGGUGUGGGGCCUGGGAGGAGGGUCUGGGGUGUGGACCGCCCUGGGGAAUGGGAGGAGGGCGUCCUGAGUCACCUCGCCCCGCUUGCUGCGGGUUUGUGCCCCGCGCCCCUGUGCCUUCGGCUGAAUAGCGGGGGGAAGGGUGGGGGGCUGAUCUAAUUUCAGGUUACAGUUUUUCUCACCUGGUGCGUUGGAGGUGGGAGAUGGUCACAGUCUCAAGCGUGACCAUCCCUCAGACACACAGACGCAACCCAGACGAUCCUGGUCUGAAUCACAAAAAUCGGUGGGGGUGUUUAGAGCGCUGUAAGGCUGAGCUGGGACCAGUUGCUGGUGGGACUGGGCCAGUGUGGGGAGGGGAAGAUUCUUGCCAGGGCGUUCUGAGGCCUGUUUACCUUUACUGUGGUGGAUUCUGUUUAACUUCAUCUAUCUGGCCUCUUGCUAGAAACGCCAGAUAAAAUAAAAGACCAUUUGA